Puntigrus tetrazona (Sumatra barb) is the source of this 3470-nucleotide messenger RNA. RefSeq names its product major facilitator superfamily domain containing 2ab (gene mfsd2ab). The coding region runs from base 230 to 1807 and encodes 525 amino acids. Lineage: Eukaryota; Metazoa; Chordata; Actinopteri; Cypriniformes; Cyprinidae. The transcript has 14 exons. Gene Ontology annotation, molecular function: lysophospholipid:sodium symporter activity. The record is from RefSeq and is a predicted model, not a curated record. Gene Ontology annotation, cellular component: membrane. Gene Ontology annotation, biological process: carbohydrate transport.
AUGAAUGACUCCUUGGAAGGGGUGGAGUAUCCAAGCCUUCAAUUACUACUACAGCCGGCUGAGAUAGGGAGCGGUAGAAACACAGGUUGAUUCCAAAGAAAACACACAGUGCUGUUGUCAUUGUUUUAUCGAGCCGGUUCACCCCCCCUCUCUGUUAUUUCACAUCUUUUGACAACUGGAUUCGUAGGUAACGCGUAAACGACUUUAAACGUACAUCUUGAGGAACGCUAUGGCAAGGGGUGAGGGCGCAGAGCAGUACUCCAAUACCAGCCUCCUUCAAAAACCCAGCCCAGAUGGAAUCAAACUGGCAGCAAAGCGUGAAUCAAGUGGUCGGUUGUCGAUAUGCAGCAAGUUGUGUUACGCCGUUGGGGGAGCACCGUACCAGAUUACAGGAUGCGCAAUCGGCUUCUUCCUUCAGAUCUACCUGCUGGACGUUGCUUUGUUAGACCCAUUUUAUGCCUCAAUCAUCUUGUUCGUGGGUCGAGCAUGGGAUGCCAUUACAGACCCUACGGUGGGCUUUCUAGUCAGCCGGAGUCCCUGGACCAGAUUCGGGCGAAUGAUGCCCUGGAUAGUACUGUCUACCCCACUUGCCAUGCUAUGCUAUUUCCUCAUUUGGUACGUGCCAUCUGUUGACCAACAAGGCAAGGUUGUUUGGUACCUGAUCUUCUACUGCUCCUUCCAAACACUACAGACAUGCUUCCACGUACCGUAUUCCGCACUUACUAUGUUUAUCAGCACUGAGCAGAAAGAGAGGGAUUCAGCCACAGCCUACCGAAUGACUGUUGAGGUUUUGGGCACGCUCAUUGGCACUGCUGUUCAAGGUCAGAUUGUGGGAAUGGCUAACGCUCCUUGUAUCAGCACCGGCGAGGUCCUGAACUCUACAGAUCUGCAGUUGGCUCCCGAGGUCAACAUCACUGAGCCUCAUGUUUCAUUGGAUCAUCUGAGAAAUGCUUACAUGAUCGCAUCUGGGGUCAUCUGCUCCAUUUAUUUCAUCUGCGCCAUUGUCUUAUUCUUUGGCGUGAAAGAACAAAAAGAGACCUGCAGGGUUAGGACUGAGCCCAUGUCGUUCUUCCAGGGCAUUCGUAUGGUGAUGGGUCACGGUCCGUAUGCCAAGCUGGUCAUGGGCUUCCUCUUCACCUCUCUGGCUUUUAUGUUUCUGGAGGGAAAUUUUGCACUGUUCUGUAGCUACACCCUUGGCUUCAGAAACGACUUCCAAAACAUCCUUCUCGUCAUUAUGCUCUCCGCCACACUUGCCAUCCCAUUUUGGCAAUGGUUCCUCACGAAAUUUGGCAAGAAGACUGCUGUGUAUAUUGGGACUACAUCUGUUGUGCCUUUCCUGGUUUCCGUCGUCUUUGUGCCCAGCAAUCUAAUUGUGACGUACAUCGUGUCUUUCGCUGCUGGAGUCAGCGUUGCAGCAGCCUUUCUCCUGCCAUGGUCCAUGCUUCCUGACGUCGUGGAUGAUUUUAAAGUCCAAAAUCCUGAAUCUCAGGGCCACGAAGCCAUCUUCUACUCCUUCUACGUGUUUUUCACCAAGUUUGCAUCUGGAGUUUCUUUGGGAGUCUCAACUCUUAGCCUCGAUUUUGCAGGCUAUGUGACGAGAGGUUGCACACAACCCGCCGAGGUGGAUUUAACAUUGAAGAUCCUGGUGUCUGCUGCUCCGAUCAUCUUGAUCAUCAUCGGGCUGCUAAUAUUCAUUUCGUAUCCAAUCAACGAGGAAAAACGACAAGGCAACCGCAAACUACUUAAUGAACAACGAGAAAAUGAGGUCGACUCAGAAACGGACUCCACUGAGCUCAAUGUGGUUUAAUCGCAGCAGAACACUACAUAGAACGUCGUGCCAAUUACGCCGGACCAACAGAGCCAAAACAAACCCGAGUGGAUGCUUUGAAGCAACCGCGCUGCCUUGUGGCUCAAAACUUCUACCAGUAUCACCCCUACACGACCGCAAAUCUUGAAACGUAACCUUUGCCAGCUCAAGUUCAAAGUGCCUCGCCGUUUCCAGUUGCAAGUGCUUAUGGACGCUAGAAACGUUUCCCUGCGUUGCACGAGGCUCGUGCGUCGCCAGUAUUUGUGCUGCUCGCUGGUUUAGGAUCUCAAAGCGGUGUCCAAAAAAAAAAAAGCCAGCUUUUGAUAAGCACACAUCUAAACUGCACUAGAAAAUGAUCUGAGGUGGGACAGUAAGAAGAAACUUGAAACAUGUAAAAAAAGGUUUUUAGGUGCUAAAACCAAAAAUGCAUUUCAAUCGUGAUUGAAAGGUACAUUUUGGGAGGAAUAUCUGUGAAACUGUACACAACCAAGUAAUGUUUGUAUGUAAUUUAAUAUUUAUAAGUUCUUUUGUGCAUCUAACUGGAUAAGCAGACUUGAACAGUUGAAACCUGAGUGGGGUUUGAUUUUUAUCUAACUUAAUUAUUGUGCACAGAAGGUUAUUGUUUAUUUCUUGUAUUACUUUCCUUCACAUAGCCCUUCUAUUAUGUUCCUUUUCCAUCCGUGUCCGCUCUCUUGGGGCAAACGGAGCUCUUCUAGAGGGAUGCGCCGAGGGAUAAACUUACAAAUUUACUCCCUCAAUGCCUGCAUAAUAUAUCCUUCAGAUCAGGAUCUUGCUCGAUUACAUUCUGCGUGGGUCCACGAAAGGAGCUGCUGACAACUGAGGCUACGAGCUAGCAGGAUGUCAUCAGACUAUGUGGGGUUAAAGUGUACGAUCAGUUGCUCAUGUUGUGAGGUGAACAAGAUUAUUUAUUACUUUUGCUUUAGAUCAUAUGUUGAUUUGACUAUGUCUCCCAUCUUCCUUAAUUUAUCUCGUUUAAGGGCCUUAGUCACAUGAAAUAAGGGCAAUUAGAGCUGUCACUGCUGUAUUAUGUCUAAUGUGCCAUUAAUUCCUAUGGAAAAGCCAAUCAGUGUGUUUACAGGUGACACUGCUGUUUGUCUAGGUGUUAAUCAGAUUUCUGGUCUUUUUGUGUCAAUGACUGUACAGUAGUUGUCUCAAAAGUGCUUUUAUUAUUGUAUAGUUCUCUGCCUGUGACUUGUCAAAGAUCUGAAUGCCAAGUGUUUCUCUACCAUCUGUAAGUGCUGUGAAAUAUGUACAUAGACCAUCUGAAAAGUGUCAUAUUUCAUUUUUCUAAUUGGGGGAAAAUGGAAUGCCUUGUAAAUAAUAGUUGUGUAAAUGUUUGGUUUUAUUUUAUACAUAUGUACAUACGAUGCGCAUUGAAGUCUCAUCAGUGCAUGUUUGGAUUUAAGACUUUUUUUUUUUUUUUUUUUAUGCAUUUGUGACUCUUUUCUCCCCUCUGUUGUCAUUAACACCGAUUUUAUUCUGAUAUCAAACAUUACAGUUAUUGUAUAUAACAGAUGUGCCGAUGUUUGUACAUAAAUGUGAUAUUUUUGAAUGCCAUUGUUGUACGUGUAAAUGUGUGCAGUUAUUUAAAAAGAAACGGCGUUACAAAAAUGUUUGUUAAUAAAUACUAAUUAAUAUUUAA